Molecule: messenger RNA, 2352 nt
Organism: Drosophila ficusphila
Lineage: Eukaryota; Metazoa; Arthropoda; Insecta; Diptera; Drosophilidae
Product: facilitated trehalose transporter Tret1-2 homolog
Exons: 6
Coding region: 249-1844 (531 amino acids)
Biological process (GO): transmembrane transport; carbohydrate transport
Cellular component (GO): membrane
Molecular function (GO): sugar transmembrane transporter activity
Source: RefSeq, a predicted model, not a curated record
ACAAUCCACUGCCCCCGAGGCAGCCACUAAAUUUAGCGGAAAAAUCAAAACAAAAUAUAUUUAUAUACUCAGGAGCGCUUUUCUAAGAUAAUUAAUGGGAGACGAUAAAAAUAAGUGAAAUAUAUAAGCCGAUAUAUACAAACCAUAAAACAGUGUUUUUUACACCAACAAAGCGCCAUCAAAUUUGGCACAGUGCGUUCUCUUAUAUAAGGCGUUGUUAAAGAACCCGGAAAUCGGGCGAAUCUCGGAUGGAUUCGGAAAAGGUGGUCCGCGCAAUGGCUCGUUGGUGGCAGACUGUCAGUCAGGAGGAUGGUGACCCGAACUCCCGCAAUCCGAUCAACUACGAUCUCCUUCAAGAGGGCGUGGGGGUCAAGACUUCGAAGACCCGUCAAUAUCUGGCGGCGAUGAUAAUUUGCUUGGGUGCGGUUGCUGCCGGAACUGCUUUGGCCUGGACGAGUCCUGUUUUACCACAAAUCACUGCUGCGAACUCAACAGCCACCAACUCAACAACCAAUAACUCAACAUUCACACCUAAUACUCAAAUUCAAACUCAAAUCCAAACCCAAAUCACAUUCAAUGAAUCAUUAUUUGCGAAUGCAACUAGUCCGACUCCCAGUAGUAGUGAAGUUUUACUGACCGAUACGCAAAAAACAUGGGUUGGAUCUCUGCUGGCGGUGGGUGCUCUGUUUGGAGCCCUGCCCUCUGGAUAUAUAGCUGAUACGAUCGGCAGACGCUAUACUGCCAUGGUCAUGGAUGUGCCCUUCAUUUUGGCAUGGCUUUCGAUCAGCUUUGGACAGACGGUCGGAUGGCUUUAUGUGGGAAGGUUCUUGAUUGGUAUAUCUACUGGCAGCUUCUGCGUGGUGGCCCCCAUGUACAUCUCGGAGAUUGCGGAGACCAGCAUUCGCGGCAGCCUGGGCACCCUGUUCCAGCUGCUCCUCACGAUCGGCAUCCUGUUCGUUUACGUGGUGGGAGCCAUGGUCUCCUGGACAACCCUAAGCAUGCUCUGCCUCACCAUACCAAUCCUGCUCAUGGUCGGUCUGUUCUUCCUGCCCGAAACUCCUGUCUAUCUGCUUAAAAGGGGUGAUCGCGUGGCGGCCAACCGCUCCCUCAAGUGGCUGUGGGGCAAGUACUGCGACUCGAGCAGCGCCAUCCAGGUGAUCCAGAACGACCUGGACCAGACCGGGGCGGACGCCUCCAUCAUGGACCUCUUUAGCAACCGCGCCUCCCGCAACGGACUGGUGAUCUCGGUGCUCCUGAUGGUCUUCCAGCAGUUCUCGGGCAUCAACGCGGUGAUCUUCUACACGGACUCGAUCUUCCAGUCGGCGGGCAGCUCCCUGGACCCCAGCAUCUGCUCGAUAAUCGUGGGCGUGGUGCAGGUGAUCAUGACCCUCACCUCCUCGCUGCUCAUCGAGAAGUCCGGCCGCAAGAUCCUGCUGGUCUUCAGCAGCACGGUGAUGACAGUCUGCCUGGCCAUGCUGGGAGCCUACUACACCAUCAAGGGGAACGGAGGAGCCGCCUCCAUCGGGUGGCUGCCGCUCAUCUGCGUGGUGUUCUUCAUCGUCAGCUUCUCGGUGGGCUACGGCCCCAUUCCCUGGAUGAUGAUGGGCGAGCUCUUCCUGCCGGACGUGAAGGGCACCGCCGUCUCGCUGACCGUCAUGAUCAACUGGGUGUGCGUGUUCCUGGUCACCUGGUGCUUCGGCUCCCUGCAGAAGUUCGGGGACGACGUGCCCUUCUGGUUCUUCAGCGCCUGGAUGGCGGUGGCCACCGUCUACGUGGCGCUCGUCCUGCAGGAGACCAAGGGCAAGACCGCCAGCCAAAUCCAGAGUUGGCUCAAUGGUCGCUAAGGGAAGAACAUCCCGCUUUUUUAGUUAGCCCAGCUGAAUGCCAUUGAACUCGUAGGUGGAUAAGCAGCCAAUGCCAAAAAGUAGUGUAGCAGUUUUGGAGGGAACUAGUUUGAUGCCUUUGCAAGCACAACAAUUAUUUUUAGUUUUGUACUCAAGUAAAUACUAUAUUUGAUGGAUUUCAUGGCUUCUUCCGUUUAAAUCUAAGAUAAGCCAGUAGGGAAAAUCUAUUGCAAAGGCACAAGCAACCAUUUGUACAACAUAACUUAUUGAUGUUCCACAAUGUUCAGAGUGUUUGAAUUUAGUAUAGGUCAACUAGUUCCUAAGUACUCAUGGUCACGACCCCAUAGUUAUAUAGGAUUCGAAGGGGUUUAUUUGUGCUGUCCUUUUGUAGAAACUUCCCACUGUAUGCAAACGUUACGUUAAGAUGGCAAAGACAUAUACACACACUUCCAUGUACUAAUUAUAGUUGAUGUACAUAUAUUUGAUAAUAAAAGUAAACUAUACAGGA